Tilletiopsis washingtonensis is the source of this 1828-nucleotide messenger RNA. RefSeq lists its product as hypothetical. The coding region runs from base 58 to 1746 and encodes 562 amino acids. Lineage: Eukaryota; Fungi; Basidiomycota; Exobasidiomycetes; Entylomatales. The transcript is spliced from 2 exons. The record is from RefSeq and is a predicted model, not a curated record.
UUUUCUGCAAGUGCUCCGUCGCCGACUCGCUGCGCCUCUCUGCUCGGCUGCGAAAGCAUGUCGCCGCCGCGGCGUGCGCCCGCGCCGAGCGGCGGCAGCACCGGCGCUGCUGAGCGCGAUGCCCGCCACGCCUCGCUUGCCGCGUCCAUCCCGGCGCUGCGCACCCUCGCCGCCGCUCCUGUCGCUGCUGCACCGCUCUCGCUGUCCGAGCGCCUGUCGCGCGCACGCAUCGAGGACCGCCGGCGCGUUCGCAACGCCGAGGCACAGGAGGCCGCGGACGCUGGCGCCUCGCUCCCCGGUCCCAGCCGCCCGGCAGCCUCGCUCGCCGGGCCAGGCGCAGCGUACCUGGCUUCGCUGGCUGCCCAGCCGCUGCGCGAGGAGGCGCUCGACCGCGCGCGAGCCGAGCGCGAUAUUCGGCGGACCUUUGCCGGGCCUGUGCCGCGAGGCUGGGGUAGCGACCUGCAUCCGCUUCUGGCUGGACGAGAGGCUGCUGCCAGAGAGGCAGAGCGUGCUUGCCGGGACGCACCUCCACAUGCAGCGCGGCGCCGCAAGUCGCAGCGGCGAGAGGAUGUAGAACGCUCGGCAGGCCAGGCUGAGCUCGAGGAGAAUGGGCCAGAAGAGCUCAUGACCACACGCUGGGCUCUUGGAGAUGACCUUGACGGCGAGAGCUCAUCGGGACGUGCAGCGCUUCCAUCGUUGUCGGAUCUCGUGCUCAUCUCCAUUGCUCGGUCGAUGUCGGUCGAUGCUACGUCCGAAGCGGCCAGCGUGGCAAGAGACCUGCCGACGCACAUGUGCCAGCGGCUCAUGGCGCUGUGCGGUCGUCUUGCUCGUGCGCCUCCACUGAGCGACGCGAGUGUACGACUGCUGCUGCUCGACGAGGACUACGCGGCUUUGGAUGCCGGGCAGAGCGAUUCUGAGUCCUCCGACGACGACUGGGACGCUGCAGAGCCAUCGUCAGACUGUCCGAGCUCGCUCGAUCUCUCCUACAGCUCGUUGCGGGCAUCUACGUUGCGAGCGCUCGUUGGCACGUCACGGGCGCCGGCCGUCUAUCUGCGCUCGCUCUCGUUGGCCGGCACAUCACUGCCGCUCGUGCGAGCGCUCGCUCAGGCGCCGAAUCUUGAAGUGCUGUCGCUCGCCGACUGCUCCACAGCCAUUCUCUCGCUCCCGCCGCAGACGCCAGACGCAGAGCUUGGGCUAGCCUUGCGGAAGCUGACGCGUGCGACGCCAAAGCUUCGCACGCUCGACCUGUCCGUCGAGUGGGCAAGUCCUGGCGUGGUGCGAGCCGUCGCAUGGUGGGACGCGGAGCGCAAGCGCCGGCCAGAGUGGAGCGAGCUGCAGUCGCUCGUGCUGCACACGUCCCGCUACGCCUCAUCGCAGACAGUUGAGCCGAAUGACGAAGCAGAGCAGCUCAGGGCAGCCGGUCCCUGGGCUGGGCCAGCGCACGCCGCCGUGUUCCGGCAGUACAUCAUGGGCCGGGACCAGUCGGCGCCACAGCCGUCCGUCAACGCACGCCGUGCUCGCUUCGCAGAACACGUGCACUCGACUUCGCAGGCGGACCCGUGGCUGGCAGGCGAUCCUUUCGCCGACGCACCAGCCGUACCAGGUGAUCGCCCGGCAUCGUCGUCUUCGCCGAAGAAGGCCUUGCCGAAGCACGAGAUCGAGCGAGCGCGCGUGCUGGAUGCCCUGUGGGGCCGUCGCACGUACGGCUGCGGUGUCGGCCGGCCCUCAGCCGAGGUGUACUUCUAGUCGAGGCGCGCUCUCUCCUCAUUGUACUCUAGCCCAAGCGAAGCAUCACGUUCUAUCUGCAUUGCGCGCCCUACAAUCGUGU